UUGCAAAACAUGAGACGAACUUUGUACAAACCUCAGCAUAUAUACACAGUUGUCGAUAGAUAUUUUCAACUGCAGCCAACUCCAAGCUUCACUUCUUUUGCGAAGCAAUUCACCACAGGCAGUUUUACUGCACCAGACAACAUUUGUCGUCAGUAUACCAACUGCCUUAUAGAUUGUAUCCAUAAUUUACAAAGAAACCAAGAAAGUUUCCACAAUUUUGUUGAGUUGGAAAAGCAACGUCAAGAGGCCUCCAAACAGUUGUUGAGAAGUUUUCAGCAACUUGCCGAGGAGCCCAUCCUUAUGAAGAGAUUCUCGACGGAACUAAUACAACUACUCAUGAAAGUGUAUUCUUCUACAAGCGCCAAUCAAUACUUUGUCAUUUAUCUUGCUCAAGAUUUGAUCGAGAUAGCUGCUUCGUUACAAGGUUCAAGUUCUUCGGAAAGUUAUCUCAGGGAUAACGUCGGAUGGUAUAGAAAUGGUCAAUCUGAGGAGAAUGAAAAACAAUUUCAAAGUUUGGAUAUGAGAAAUUCGAUUAACUCGUUGCAGUCUCAGUCAGUAUUGCCACAAGUUCUUAGCCAUAUGUAUGAAGUAGAAGGAGCACUGGCGUUUCUUUAUGAGAUAUGGAAGGACGUUUCUUUGCAGAUAAAACAUAUUGGACCUAAAGAUCCUUUGUUAGUGAAGCUUUCUUAUUUUAAAAGUGUUUUAGAGACUGAAAUUGAGAAUCAAUGCUCACCCCAGUUGGUUGAGAUUGUGAGAGUUCUUCCUCGUUCACCAGACCACAUCUUGAACUGUUAUCUAGAAGAAAUGAGUUGGAAGGGAAGUAUGAAGCCUUCUUCUGAUCGUCAGUUGAGCUUACAAAGAUUGGAGAAUGGGCAUCGGUGUUAUGCCUUGAUGCAUCCAACUGAACCUAGAAAACCUUUGGCUUUCUGUCAGUUGGCUUUUUUGCCUUUUGUGCCAAGUAAUAUGAAUGACAUUAUGGCAUUUGCCAAGGAACCCAAAGAAGAAUCUAGUCAUAGCCUUCCUGUUGCAGUUAUUUAUGGCAUCAAAGCUAUUUCUUCUAGUUUUGGCGAAGGUGUGUAUAGAGCCUUUCUAAAGAAACUAUUUCAAGAACAACUCCGAGCUAUUUAUCCUCCAAUUAAAGGAAUCGUGACUCAUUCUCGUUCUCUUAUGUUUAUUUCAUGGUUACAAGAUCAGCUGUAUAUUAUGGACCAUUUUAGUGCCUUGCCAAAUAGACAACGUCAGUUGGUUGUGAAAUGGGAUUGUUUAGAUCGAUUGAGACCUGUUCUACAGUUGUGUUCUGGUACUAUUCCAAGUUACAUUCCACAAACAGAAUGGAUGAAUAAUAUCACCAGUGAGAUACAGCAUCACAAGAAUGAUUUGUUAUCCUUGUUUGCAUAUUUUGUGGUUCGUGGUUGGAAAUUCUCGCCUUUUAUGGACCCUUCUAUAUUGUUUCAUAUACGAUGUGGAGCUGAACUUUACCAAAUCAAUUGGAUGGGAGAAAGGACAUGGGAUGCCUUGAGAAGUUGUGCCGGAAUUACUUUUAACUUUUUGUACAAUGCAGAUGAUAUGGAAUCGAAUUUGCAAGCUUAUCUGGAUAGAGGAGAAGUAGUGGUUUCUGAGCAGGUUAUGGAACAUUUGAAUAGAGGUGUGGUUGUUGAAAAGAUUGUAGAUGUGGAGAAGUAGCAGAGAGAGACAACGAAGAUACUUAGUUUCGAAACAAUAACUUGUGACAUGGAAAGAGUAGUUCGACGAAUAUGUUAAUUUGGAUAUUGCAAUAUUUAGAAAGUAGAACGAAUGAAUUAAGCAUUUUAUCCAUUUUUU
This is a messenger RNA of Galdieria sulphuraria, 1821 nucleotides long. Its product is annotated as malonyl-CoA decarboxylase. The transcript has a single exon. Gene Ontology annotation, cellular component: peroxisomal matrix; mitochondrial matrix. Gene Ontology annotation, molecular function: malonyl-CoA decarboxylase activity. The coding region runs from base 10 to 1683 and encodes 557 amino acids. The record is from RefSeq and is a predicted model, not a curated record. Gene Ontology annotation, biological process: positive regulation of fatty acid oxidation; fatty acid biosynthetic process; malonyl-CoA catabolic process. NCBI's taxonomy places the organism in Eukaryota, Rhodophyta, Bangiophyceae, Galdieriales, Galdieriaceae.